This is a messenger RNA of Puma concolor (puma), 669 nucleotides long. RefSeq names its product THAP domain containing 6 (gene THAP6). The record is from RefSeq and is a predicted model, not a curated record. NCBI's taxonomy places the organism in Eukaryota, Metazoa, Chordata, Mammalia, Carnivora, Felidae.
AUGGUGAAAUGUUGCUCGGCCAUUGGAUGUGCUUCCCGCUGUUUGCCAAAUUCCAAGUUAAAAGGACUGACGUUUCACGUAUUCCCCACAGAUGAAAACGUCAAAAGAAAAUGGGUAUUAGCCAUGAAAAGACUUGACGUGAAUGCUGCAGGCAUCUGGGAGCCUAAAAAAGGAGACGUGUUGUGUUCCAGGCACUUUAAGAAGACAGAUUUUGACAGAAGUGCUCCGAAUAUUAAACUGAAACCUGGAGUCAUACCUUCUAUCUUUGAUCCCUCAUCUCACUUACAGGGGAAAAAAGAAAAACUUCAUUCUAGAAAAAACUUCACCCUCAAAACCCUUCCAGUCACAAACCACAAUCACCAGCUUGUUGGUGCUUCCUCAUGUACUGAAGAAUUCCAAUCUCAGUUCACUUUUGAACAUAGCUACAGUGUAAUGGACAGUCCAAAGAAACUUAAGCAUAAAUUAGAUCAUGUGAUCAGCGAGCUAGAGGAUACCAAGAAAAGUCUGCGGAAUGUUUUAGACCGAGAAAAACGUUUCCAAAAAUCCUUGAGGAAGACAAUCAGGGAAUUAAAAGAUGAAUGUCUCAUCAGCCAAGAAACAGCAAAUAGACUGGAAGCUUUCUGUUGGGAGUGUUGUCAGGAGAGCAUAGAAAGAGACUAUAUUUCAUGA